Cuscuta campestris is the source of this 686-nucleotide messenger RNA. NCBI's taxonomy places the organism in Eukaryota, Viridiplantae, Streptophyta, Magnoliopsida, Solanales, Convolvulaceae. The record is from the annotation of a GenBank genome assembly.
AAACCCUAGCUGAAACUCCCAUCUUCUACACAUUUUAAGAAUAGAAAUUUUUUUAUUAGGAUUAUCGUUAUAGGGAAAAAAUGGCCGGAGGGAGGUUCAGACAACUGCUGAAGAAGUACGGAAAGGUAGCAUUGGGGGUUCACGUAUCUGUCUCGGCGGCUUCAAUCACCGGCCUCUAUGUCGCCGUCAACAACAACGUCGACGUCGAGUCCAUGAUCGAGAAGGUGGGGCUCUUCAAGCCCAAAUAUGAAGAGUCCACAUCUCAAAAUCCGGACCAGAUCGGCGCCGACGCGGUUGCUCAGCCGAAGGCGAGGAAUCGGACUGCCGAGCUGGCGGCGUCCAGCGGCGGCGCCAUCGCUCUUGCUGUGCUGCUCAAUAAGGCUCUGUUCCCCGUCCGUGUUCCGAUUACUUUGGCUCUCACACCUCCCGUCGCCAGGUUUCUUGCAAGGCGGAACAUUAUCAAGAGCUCUGUAUGAUCUUUGUUUUUUUAAAGUUUUGUUUCAAUAAUCUCACGUUCUCAAUGCUAUCUAUUUUAUGGUCACACAUUCAAUAGCCUGUACUCAUAGAUGCUGCUAAGAACAUAAUCUGUUUUGAUCAUUGAAAUUCCCCGUCUUAACUAUUUGAGCAGUGGUUUUUAAGCAAGGAAAUUGUCAAAACAAUAUCAUUAAUCAAUAGUGGUAAAUUUC